Molecule: messenger RNA, 393 nt
Organism: Toxoplasma gondii ME49
Lineage: Eukaryota; Apicomplexa; Conoidasida; Eucoccidiorida; Sarcocystidae
Exons: 2
Coding region: 1-393 (130 amino acids)
Source: RefSeq, a predicted model, not a curated record
AUGUUUCACGGCCUGACUGUUGCACAACCAAACGGAAAAAGCCGUGGUGUUGAUAUGUGGGCAGGUCGCUGCUACCGCGUCACUGCCCGUUUGUGCUUUCUUGUUGGAGCCGUCGGCAGCAGCACCAGUCUCUUUCGGAGACAGGUUCUCCCGGCGCGGGUUUACACAUGCUUUGAAAUGCAGCCGCGUUUCUGGCGGAGCUUUUCAGUCGGUAAAGAAACAACGGCUCACACGGUUUUCUUUCAGACAGUCGAAGGCGCUAAUCUCUUUGGUGGUAGAAGGGGAAAACACCAGACCUGCGCAACACUUCUGCCCGUAUCCACCCACUGGAUAGCACACGAGGGAACAAUCGACAUUUUUCGGUCCUACGGCAGCGCCACUAGAGGAACAUGA